Messenger RNA from Kluyveromyces lactis, 1014 nucleotides. RefSeq names its product FluC/FEX family fluoride channel. Bases 1 to 1014 code for a protein of 337 amino acids. The record is from RefSeq and is a predicted model, not a curated record. Gene Ontology annotation, biological process: fluoride transmembrane transport. NCBI's taxonomy places the organism in Eukaryota, Fungi, Ascomycota, Saccharomycetes, Saccharomycetales, Saccharomycetaceae. Gene Ontology annotation, cellular component: membrane. Gene Ontology annotation, molecular function: fluoride transmembrane transporter activity. The transcript has a single exon.
AUGGGUUAUAGGGACGCCUAUCGUGAUAAUAAGCGCGUUAUCAAUGAAAAGCUGUAUGAAACCCUGUUGGUUUAUUUAACUUUCAUUCCGUUUACUGUUCUUGGCACUUAUACAAGGCUUGGAAUAUUCCGUUUGUCGUCAUAUGAACCGUCAUACAUCACUGCAACUUCUACAAUAUGGUCUAAUAUGGUAGCAUGUUUCCUAUUUGGUGCUAUUAGAUAUGCUGAUGGGAUUAUCACAAUAGAUUCAUAUACGUUACCUUCAUUGACCACGGGAUUCUGCGGUACCGCUUCAUCAUUUUCAUCUUUCAUAUUGGAAUUGUUUCAACAUUCCACGCAUUCGGCUAUCUCAGGUGCGCAGUACCCCAAUGCUGGGUACGGUGUUAUGGAAUUCUUAUCUGUGCUUCUGAUUCAAUUAGUUGCUUCUGGAGGAGCGCUCGUGUUUGGACAAACCGUCGCUCGACAUCUUCUAAAUCAUUACACGAGCUAUCAUAAAAAGCUACAAAAAUUCAUCAACUAUGGCGGAAAGUUGAUGAGAUUCGCAUGUAUACCCAUAGUGGUAUCUCAAAUAGUUCUUGCUAUUGUAUUUUCAGGCAACAGCAGGUUCUGGACACUUGAUGCCCUAUUCGGAAUUGUUGGAGCUAGUAUUCGGUUCGAAUUAUCAAAGCAUUUCAACAAUAGGUUCAACUGGUUCCCAAUGGGAACUUUUUUGGCAAACAUUAUCAGCUCGACAUUGGCUUGCGUUCUGUUCAUCUUAAGGUACGGUUUGAAGGACGGGCAUCCUCUCGUUACAAACGCUGAGGCUACCUCGAUGGUCUUGUAUUUGUUGUUGGGGUUCUGUGGUAGCCUGAGUACGCUAAGCACUUUCGUAUAUGAGGGCAACAAUAUGCCUAUCACGAACGCAUGCUGGUACUAUUUCCUUUCAGUUGGUAUCUGUUUCUGUGUGUCCAUUGUGAUCACCGGAACAUACGCUUGGACGCACGGAAUUCAAGACAUCCAAGGUCGAAUUGCAUAG